Molecule: messenger RNA, 1242 nt
Organism: Gryllus bimaculatus (two-spotted cricket)
Lineage: Eukaryota; Metazoa; Arthropoda; Insecta; Orthoptera; Gryllidae
Source: the annotation of a GenBank genome assembly
AGAAAGAGUUGUGUAGUGCAAGCGUCGUGUGCGCGCAGGAGCCCCGAGCGCGGCGUGCGUCGCGCGGCGUCGGCGGACGCGUCGGCGCGCGACCUGCCACCUGAGCUGGCCGGCGUGUCGGUGAAGGAGCUGGUGAAGGCGAUCGGCGAGAGCCGCGCCAACGGCAACGGCGUCACGCCGCCCGGCACCCCGCGCCGCGCCUCGCGCUCCUCCAGCCCCCGCCUCAGCCGCUCCUCCAGCCCCGUCGCCGUGCCAGAUAAAGCUUGUUUGGAAAACAUCAAAGGCGCGGGCGGCGGCGACUUCUCGGGCCCGUCGUCGCAGCGGCGCGGGUCGACGCAGAGCGACACGAGCGCGCUGGUGUCGUCGCUGACGCGCGACCUCUCGCAGUCGCCCUCCGGCGCCACCACCUCGGCCGCCACGCGCGAGCUGUCGCCCUCAGCGUCGUGCAGCUCGCUCGCCAGCCCCAACAGCGCGCCCGGCACGCCCAGGCGGCACGACCAGGCCUGCACGCAGACGUCCCCCGAGAGCGGCGCUCUCACCACCACCACCACCACCACGGCCGCCGUCGCCGCCGCCGCCGCCGCCACCGCCCCGGUGCGCGGGCACUUCAGCAUCGGCGCGUCGGGCGUGCGCGGCGAGGAGUCGGCGCGGCUGUCGCCCAAGCCCGCGCGCAAGGAGCGGGCGGCGGGCGGCGCGGGCAAGGCGCGCUCCAGCAAGCGCGCCAUCAUAGGCUUCAUCUCAUCAAGGCAAAGUAGACCUUUUCUCUUGGUCAUGACGGUAUCCGUGGCAUAUUGGUUCCAUAUCCCAGACGUGAAUGCCUGCAGCUUGAAUGCAAUGCUGGGUAGUCAAGGAGGAACGCGUGCACGGCAGAGGCACUCGGUGGAGGUGAGCACGGCCGGCACCUACCUGCACAUCCAGCCCAGCACCCUGGAGACGCUGACGCGGUCGGCGGCCAACGCCAACGCCAACCGCAACCGCAAGAAGCAGCAGCAGCAGCAGCAGCAGGCGGCCGCGCCGGGCGAGGACGCGCCCGUCAACGGCGCCGCCAAACUGCAGUGGAUGGGCCAGUUGUUGAGGGCGCCCGUGCGGUUGCAGGCGCUGCCCGAGGCCGCCUUCCACACGGUGGCUGUGCUGCCGCCCGCCCUGCGCGCGCUCGUCUGCCUCUGGGAGGAGCUCAGCGCCAGCUGCCUGCAGGCCAUCGAGCGACAGGAAACCGCCUUGCCUCGCCUCCGGGCGACCUAG